AUGACACCACUGAUCAAUGUAAACUCACGGCAACUCUUGCGAGGAAUAAUUCCCGUUGCCAUAGUGAUUGCUUUUUGGAGGGUCUAUUGUAUAAAGAAACCAGAUAAAUGGUUGGUGCCUUUACCAUUAAUUAACUACCAAAACAGUCACGCAAAAGAACAGCUGGAGGUCCCUAGGGCUUCACGGGAAGGUGAGGACGGCCUGAACUGUACGGCCGUCGUGCUGGGAGACCCAGGCAGCCUGAAGAAGGCCAAGUGGCUGGCCCAGAACAGGGACUACAGAAGGAAAGUCAAGCUCACAGAUGAAUACUACAUAAAUGCCACUCAGGACUGCAGAAACUUUAGGUUAACGAGAGGUUACGCCACUCAGGCUUUCCAUGAAGAAAUGGACUUCCCCCUGGCAUACUCUAUCGUCGCCCACCAUAAGGUCGAGAACUUUGAGCGGCUCUUGCGAGCCAUCUACGCGCCCCAGAAUGUGUACUGCGUCCAUGUCGACACAAAAGCCCAAGCUACCGUAGCAGCCGCCAUCGCCAACAUCGCUUCCUGUUUCCCCAACGUCUUCAUGGUCAGUCAACCCGUGAAAGUGGUCUACGCCGGCUGGACUCGGGUGCAGGCGGACCUCAACUGCAUGUCGGAUCUGCUGAACGUCAGCACGGAGUGGAAGUAUUUCAUCAACCUCUGUGGGCAGGACUUCCCCAUGAAGACCAACCUGGAGAUGGUGCGAGACCUGAAGGCUCUGGAUGGGGCAAACAGCAUACACUUUAGGCCCAUUCCCCAGAAUCAGAAAUGGAGAGUGGCAACCACUUGGGCCCCGGUGAACGGACAUUUACAGUCCACAGGGAAGGCCAGGGGGCCGGCGCCCUUCGAUCUUUCUGUGUUGAAGGGCAGCGCCUACAUUAUCGCCUGCCGGGGAUACAUCAACAGUGUGCUGACAGACAGCCGCAUCCAUGAGCUGAUCGAGUGGUGCAAAGACACUUACAGCCCAGACGAGAUCCUCUGGGCCACCACCCAACAAAUGCCCGGAGUUCCGGGUUCCAUGUCGGCCACUUCUCACGUGUAUCACAGAAUUUCGAUUGCACGGCUGGUGCUGUGGAUUGGCCAGACCAAGUGUCACGGCAAUUUUGUGCGGGAGGUAUGUGUGUUCGCUGUCGCAGACCUGCCUUGGAUCCUGAGCCAUCAUCACCUGUUCGCGAACAAGUUUGACGUGGAAUCGGAUUCAGUCGCCGUCUUCUGUCUGGAGGAGUACCUGCGGGAGAAGAGGCUGGCGGAAAUUGAGAGUGAUGGGAAAUGAUCGCCUCCCAUGUCUAAUGAAGUGUCCUUUUGUUGUUCCGAAAGAGGUUAGCUAAUUAUAGUGCCUGUAUUGGUCCAUAUGUUAUUGCAAAAAUACUAAUGGAUG
Molecule: messenger RNA, 1395 nt
Organism: Gadus macrocephalus (Pacific cod)
Lineage: Eukaryota; Metazoa; Chordata; Actinopteri; Gadiformes; Gadidae
Product: beta-1,3-galactosyl-O-glycosyl-glycoprotein beta-1,6-N-acetylglucosaminyltransferase-like
Exons: 4
Coding region: 1-1290 (429 amino acids)
Cellular component (GO): membrane
Molecular function (GO): beta-1,3-galactosyl-O-glycosyl-glycoprotein beta-1,6-N-acetylglucosaminyltransferase activity
Source: RefSeq, a predicted model, not a curated record